Molecule: messenger RNA, 2046 nt
Organism: Annulohypoxylon maeteangense
Lineage: Eukaryota; Fungi; Ascomycota; Sordariomycetes; Xylariales; Hypoxylaceae
Product: globin-like protein
Exons: 2
Coding region: 404-1711 (435 amino acids)
Biological process (GO): cellular response to nitrosative stress; nitric oxide catabolic process
Cellular component (GO): intracellular anatomical structure
Molecular function (GO): nitric oxide dioxygenase [NAD(P)H] activity; FAD binding; oxygen binding
Source: RefSeq, a predicted model, not a curated record
GCCACGUCGGGGAAUUUCUUCGCCCAGCUCUCAGUUCUAGAAAACCCUAAUUAUCGUUCGAUGAGAGGAUCUGGCCAGAUCUUCCCAGCUACGCACGGAAAUGUUGUCACAUCAUGCCAUUUUCGCCUCACGAGGAUAAAAACGCUCGUGUGAUUUCAACCGGUCGAAAACGACGGACUGCCUUUUAGAAAGUCUUUAGUAGCACCGGUUAUACCCGGCAACAUAUCGUCAUGCUAUUCCUUGCGCUAGAUUGUUUUUUUUUCCUUUAACAUUUCAGCCUGAGCCUGGCAAAUGACUCCGCAAAGCGGAACAAGAUGCCAUGCUGCAUCACCGGUGCGAGGCGCUCAUUCAUACCCUAUUUCGCUGGUCAUCAUAUGGUCUUUUAGGACGAUAAUCAGACGCCAUGCUCAACUCCCAAGAGACGAAGUUGGUCAAGGAUACGCUCCCAGCUCUCCGCCAACAUGGAGAACACAUCUCGACCGUCUUUUACAAGACGAUGUUACGCGACCACCCCGACCUGCACAACUAUUUUAACAAUGUAAACAUGCACACUGGAAAGCAGCCGCGGGCAUUGACGUCACUCAUAUUAGCCUUCGCCUCUAACAUCGUCAACAUCAGCGAGCUAACGCCGAAGUUGGAGCGGGUAGCACAAAAGCAUGCCUCACUGAACAUCCAACCCGAACAAUAUGAAAUUGUUGGGAAGUACUUGCUUCGCGCGUUCUCUGCCGUGCUUGGCCCCUCGAUGACUCCCGAUGUCAAGCUGGCUUGGACGAAGGCGUACUGGGUUAUGGCAAAAAUGUUGACAGGUCGAGAGGCACAUAUUUACCGAGAGUUCGAAGCGUGGAAGGCUUGGCGAAAAUUCAUGAUCUACGAUAAGAAGAGUGAGACGAUAGGGGGAAGCAUCGUCUCAUUUACGCUAAAGCCCGUUGACGGAAAGGCCUUACCUAUCUUCUUGCCUGGCCAGUACAUCACUUUGAGGAUCACGGUGCCGGGGAUGAAGUAUGCACAACUGAGACAGUAUUCGUUGAGCGAUGCACCUAGCCCCGAUCACUACCGAAUCACCGUCAAGCGAGACCAGGGGACGAAUUGGGAUUAUCUUUCACCCCGAGAUGAUAUGACUGUGUCGUCAGCCGCGAGCAGUGCUUCGGAUAGCAGUAUCGGCAGCGUGCAGCCUUGCAGACCCGGCAUUGUGUCAAAUUCUCUCAUCGACGAAUUCCACGAAGGCGAUACCUUGGAAUUAACACAUCCGUCCGGUGCUUUUCACCUCAACCCUAAUCUAGAUACCUCAAUGCCACUUGUACUAAUUUCUGCCGGGGUCUGCGUCGCCCCACUUAUGUCCAUCCUAAACACGGUGGUGGAGAAACGAAUCACUAGGCCUCUAUCGUGGAUCCAGGCUUCGCGACACGACGCGCCUUUCCAGGCGCACGUGGAGAAAAUCGCGAAAAAACAUCCUAACAUGCGGACUAAAUUCUUCAAGUCAAGGUUGUCGGACAGUGAUGUCCUCUCAUACACAUCGACCUUCGACAACGACUUCCUCUCCCUAACUGCCGAAGACUUGUACCUCAGCAAUAGGAUGUCGGAAUAUUACGUAUGCGGCCCCGAGAAGUUCAUGAUACAGGCGUCGAAUCACCUGCAGAGGUAUGGCGUGCAUCAAGACCGAGUACAAUUUGAAAUCUUUUCGGUGGGAAGUUUUGAGAUGGCACACGAUUAACUGACGACGAAAUUCUUUUUCAUCAUAUAUGCAUGCGGUUCCUUGGGAUUUAGUCAUCUGGUGUGAUGACUCGCGGUUAACAUUCUGGUCGGACUAUAGAACAUGGUUGAUGCCUCGCUAAUGCGGAUGGACGAAUACCAGGCAUGGAGGAUACGAAAUAUAGAGGCGAACGGAGUUGAAACUUAUAUCAACGAUGGUACUUAUUCUCAUUCUAUGGAGCUCUGGAAAGCCGAGACCUAAUUUGCGGGCUUGUAACGACACGGGAUAUAUAGGGGAUACUCAUAAAAUAGACGAUAUUAAUCAGCUCACGCUAUAAAAAAAGAAGAAAAUUUGCC